Molecule: messenger RNA, 750 nt
Organism: Lactuca sativa (garden lettuce)
Lineage: Eukaryota; Viridiplantae; Streptophyta; Magnoliopsida; Asterales; Asteraceae
Product: protein BUD31 homolog 2
Biological process (GO): mRNA splicing, via spliceosome
Cellular component (GO): nucleus; spliceosomal complex
Source: RefSeq, a predicted model, not a curated record
AAACAAAUCCAUAUACGAUUACCAACAAAUAAACCCUCCCACCUCUUCACAUAAUCCUUGUUCAGCUUGAAGAACAAUCACGACUCUAGCUUCGGCGCCACCUUCACAGGAGACGGUUCUUGUUCCGGCGGUAACCAACUUCCGAUUUUCUACUAACAAUCAGAAGAAUGCCUAAAGUGAAGACAAACCGUGUUAAAUACCCUGAGGGAUGGGAGCUCAUAGAACCUACCCUUCGUGAAUUACAAGGAAAAAUGAGAGAAGCUGAGAAUGAUCCACACGAUGGGAAGAGAAAAUGUGAGACACUAUGGCCUAUUUUCAAAAUUGCACACCAAAAAAGUCGUUACAUAUUUGACCUUUAUCAUCGAAGGAGAGAAAUUUCAAAGGAAUUGUUUGAAUUUUGCUUGGAUCAAGGAUAUGCUGAUCGUAAUAUCAUUGCCAAGUGGAAAAAGCCAGGAUAUGAACGACUUUGUUGUUUAAGAUGCAUUCAGCCACGUGAUCAUAACUUCCAAACAACAUGUGUUUGUAGAGUCCCAAAGCAUCUUAGAGAGGAAAAGGUUAUAGAAUGUGUGCAUUGUGGCUGCAAAGGUUGUGCAAGUGGAGAUUAACAACUUAUCUUUCAUCAAGUAUUACUUAUGCUUAGUUGCUCACAUAUUGUAUUAUGCUUGAAUUUAUUUCAACUUUAUCACUUAUGAUGAUGUUAAGAAGGUGAUUAACCUUUUUGCUAUAAAAAUGGUUGUCAUGUAUGCUAAA